UCGAAUUAUGAAUCUAUUUUGAGUAACAUUGUUCUUCAACUGGUUCAAUCGAACUAGCAGGCUCUUACCAUGAGGUUUGAGAAUAAACCCUAUUUUAUCAAUUUCUGAUUCAAAUCUUGUCAUCGUACUCUUGGGUACAUGACAAUUGGUAUCUAGAGACGUUUCGAUCGAUGGAGGAUUUGAUGGAAGAGUUCAGUGAAGCCACGCAACUUCAACAGAUCUCUGAAAUUGCAAAUCAACACGAGUUUAAACUGGUAGAAAUGAAUAAGAAACUUGAUAAUAUUUUAACAAAGGAGUAUGUUCAAGAAUGGAUGGAUAAAUUUUUUUUCGAAAUGGAAAUUUCAGUUAGAAGAUUAUAUUGAUUCGCGAAUUAGUUCAACGUUAAACACUAGUAGUGACUCGUCAUCUGAUGAAGGAGAUACUACUAAAUCAAAUGGAAUUGGAAACCUAAUUAGUGGAUCUGUUGCUCAACCUUCUGAAUCUCAAGAUUUUUGCGUAGAUGCAUCUGAAGAAGCAAAAUCGGUUUCUACUUUUAUUCGUCCGAAUUCUUCUUCUCAAGUUCACAAUAAUGUUGAAUCUCAGAAAGUGAAAUCAAAUCCUUCCACUGCCGUUGACAAAGAAGACGAUGGUUCGACCGAUUUUGUGAGUUUUCAGUUGAAAGACAUUGACGAAGCUGAAGUGAAUCACAUCGACAGUACAAAUCUUGAAAACUCGAAUGGGUUAGCCGUUUUUCACAACAAAUUAAACUGUCUGGAUUGUUUUCAUAUUGGUCUUGAUGAUUCUCGUAGCAUAUUUGAUCGUGGUGCUUUUGGUUUGUCAGUUUGAGUCUUGGGGUGUUGAUUUUUUCCGAAUUCUUCAAGGCGUUUUUAAGCCAGCAACUGAAUGGAUGGGCUUCUCCAUUUCAAGUUUACGGCUUACAUCUACAACUAUUUAGGAAUAAGUAAUAAAGAAUUCUAUCCAUUCCAACACAGAUGGUCUUCUUUCCUGGUAUUGUACUCAACACAAACCCUCUUGCUGUCAGCCAUGGUCGUCUAAGCUGUGUAUGCAGUAUCAACCAAAGCGAGGCUAUGGGAGGAUGUUGAUGAUACAACUUGUACUCAUUGUUCCACAUGCUCUAAUUGUGUCGAAAUUAGUGGACUCCUUGAGAUGGACAUACAAAUUUUAUCCAACAGGAUUGGAGAAUGCUGCAAGUGUGAGUUGGACAUUUGCAGUUCUCAUGUGGAUGACGGAAACUCAGCCCAUACUCAGAGUAAUUAAAUUCCUACAGGUGCUGCUAUUGUGUGGAUACUUACGGUGGAAAUUUCAAAUGGUUUCAAAUGCAAUUCUCGUAUAUCAAAUGAGUGGUACCUUUAACACACCAGCUGGAGUUUCGGGUGUGCAAUUCUCUACCAUCUCUGGACAAGUACUAGGUUUGUUUAUUUCCGCCGUCUUUAGAGGAGAUGAAAUUAAAUUCAGGAAGAUGUGUAGUUGGUGGUCAUCUCCAACAUAUCAAUAUACCUAGGCAGAGUAUCCUAUUAGGAAAGUGGACUUGUUGGUGGGAUCUUGAGGUGGAAAUUCAAAUUGGUUCCACCUGAAUUAUGGAGUGUGAGAACUGUUAGCUGGAUUAGUAACAAUUUUGUCUCAGUUUUCAGCUUUGACGAAAAAUGGACUUCUCAUUUUGAGAGCCUUGGUGUUGGUCAUGUUUACAGUGAGGUUGUGUAGAGAAGUGGCGAGGAUAAUAUUGGUGCACAUAGUUUCCCUAAUGUUAUUGUAGCCAUGACUUAUGAAUGUUUGAGAGGUAGUGCAGGCACACUUCGAAAAGAAAAUCCUGUCAUGACUGGUUUUUGUCUUUGUGUUAUGAGUAUCCACUUGGAGUUUUCUGAAGGGUUAAGGAACACUCAGUUCAGCCUCGUGAUGUUUCAAGAUCCUACUGUGCUGGUACCCUUGAUAUGGGUCUUAUGGAAGAGAUACUUCGCAGAAAAUGGGGAUACUGAGCUUGCUUAUGUACAAGUGUGCAUAUCUAUGUGGAUCAAUAUUACAGUUGUUGUGAAUCUACAGGAGGCUUACUAUCAUAUUGAUGUGACAAGUGGGUGGAUGUGUGGAAUGCUUAGUAGUCCUAUUGUUGCAGUUAUUUGUGAACGCACAAGAAGCAGGACCAGUAUUAUGGUCUUAAGGACCGUUACUAAGAGUGUAUACCAAGCCAGCUGUUGUGCAAAGAUAGAGUCGCAUGUUUUUUGGUAAAAUGGCACAAGAAAGUCAAGUUCGACGGCUGAUAAGGGUCUUCUUGGCGACAAUGGGUUGUUGGGCCUGGUCUUGAAGGUGUGCAAGAGUCUCACCAGGUUAUUAUUAGCGUUUGUGCUAUUGGGCUUCUCAUGCAUCUUAGAAGGAGAUACCACUACUAUGUCCUCAACCAGUUUAUCCUUGUUACUUCUGCAUUGCUCAGGUUAUUCAUUGGCGUGAGGACUGGUUCUCUGAGUAUUUAUCACGCAAGCUAAUUUUCGUGAUUUCCAUCCUUGAGGACAAGGAUGUUUUCAAGGAGAGUGGAAUGUUCAUGUACUUGCUAAUGAAUGGGAGUGCCCAUAUCUUAUUAUAGCGUGUAGUUAGCUUAAUUAGUGUAUACUUGUAACGGGUGGUUGAGAUGUAACCACGUGGCGGGUUAGUAGUCGUUAGAUAUUUGAGAGAGUGAGUGAGUUAUAUAUUCUCAAGUCUCUGUAAUGAAACCCUUAUCGAAUUAUGAAUUUGUUUUGAGUAACAUUGUUUUUCAA
This is a messenger RNA of Papaver somniferum (opium poppy), 2744 nucleotides long. RefSeq lists its product as uncharacterized. Lineage: Eukaryota; Viridiplantae; Streptophyta; Magnoliopsida; Ranunculales; Papaveraceae. Bases 298 to 825 code for a protein of 175 amino acids. The record is from RefSeq and is a predicted model, not a curated record. The transcript has 2 exons.